AUGGCGCAUGCGGGUCGCUGGUCAUCUGGGGGUGGCAGCGUGAACUGGGGUGAUGGCAGCCGGUUCCCAGACACGGUGCUGGAUGAACGAUCCUCAGGCAGUUGCUUGCACUGUUGGAGCAUUGAGUCCCUGCAGCAGCAACUGUCCCAGUGGAUGGAUACCCAUGGAUGCAGUGAGGCGAAGGUUGGGUAUGCUUAUGAUAAGAGGGCCAACGUUACUCUCAGGACCAUCCGUGAGGUCGCCAGUGCUUUCAGCGAUGAACUCUCCGUUGGGCCAGAAACCGACAACACCGCCAAAUCUGUGGAGGACGAGGUGGUUGACAUGCUAGCGGUUGUUGAUGCCAAGAUUACGCAGCUCAGAGGUAAGCUGGUCAAUAGUAUGUCUGUCGAUGAAACCACCAACGCCACUGCGUCAGGUUCCGACGAUUCAGGGAGCACCGUAUCCCCAGGCAAAGAGGCUUCCAACAUGCUGGAUGUUCUUGACGCCCAGAUUGCGAAGUUGCAGGCAAGGCAUGACCAGCUUGUGCAGGAGAGGGAUGCUAUCUGUGCCCAUGCAAUGAAUCUUUGGAUUGAGAGCGUCUAUCAAGCGUACGGAUGGUGA
This is a messenger RNA of Desarmillaria tabescens, 600 nucleotides long. RefSeq lists its product as uncharacterized. Bases 1 to 600 code for a protein of 199 amino acids. NCBI's taxonomy places the organism in Eukaryota, Fungi, Basidiomycota, Agaricomycetes, Agaricales, Physalacriaceae. The transcript is spliced from 3 exons. The record is from RefSeq and is a predicted model, not a curated record.